Molecule: messenger RNA, 993 nt
Organism: Porites lobata
Lineage: Eukaryota; Metazoa; Cnidaria; Anthozoa; Scleractinia; Poritidae
Source: the annotation of a GenBank genome assembly
AUGAGUUUUGUUUGGAAAACAGACGCAGAUUUUGAAUACUUGCUUGUUCCUAAUGCCAGCUGUCAUUUCGAAAGUGGUAAGUUCUUUCAGAAUUUUUUCAUAAUAUAGUAAUUUUCCAGAUUGCCGUGAAAAGAAAAGUAUAAAGUGUUUGAAAAAUACAGCUUUUCUGUCUAUAUAAAGAAGACUGAAUUUUUAUGGUAUACGGGAAACACAAUUAUAAAAGAAAGGCUAAAAACUAAAUUUCUUUUAAAAGUAAUUGCUAGUUUAGACCUUUUUAAAUCAAAUUUCACGUAUGUUGCUCAAAGUAAAUUUAAGAAACUUUCUUGAAGCACAAUCAUUAAAAACAAACAGUCCACGUGUAAAGAUUGGAGCAAAAUCGUGGCCAUCCCUUCUACGCGAAACUGCUUAAAAUUAAAACUAGAUGCAUGAUAGGAAAAAAAGAAAACAAGGAAACAACUUAUUUAACCAUUUUCCUUCCUAUUUUUAGAUUUGUUGGAGAAUACAUUGAAAACCAGGCCCCAGCUCUUUGAGUUCAUUCUCGACAUCUUGUCAAACCCUUAUAUGUCUUCAAUCAUGUCCUGGGAGGGGACUGACGGGCAGUUCGUUAUCAUACGCCCCGACCACGUGGCACGGCUUUGGGGUGAAAGGAAUGGCCGAAGAAACAUGACCUACCAAAAAUUUAGUCGGGCACUGCGUUAUUACUACCACAAGAAGGUUUUGACCAAGAUUAGAGGUCAAAAAUACACGUACAAGUUCAACUUGCAAGAGCUUGAACGACGGUAUGGAUACACAGAUAUAUUGCCUCUCGCCACAAGCGAAUCUCAUGGAAAUGGCGGCAGAAUUAUUUCCCCCUCUGGUGCCCGAAUUUGUGAUGUCUUGCCCGCAAGUUCUCAUGUAAUGAAGUUCGCAUCUCACGAAAUCCCUGAUACACCUUUUGAACCCUUUGUUUAUUCACACUGUUUCCCUUUCUUCUUUGAUUUUAAUCAAGACUGA